AUUCCCUCCGGUCAUUUAAAUGACCAACAUUAUAUUUUAUCACAGACUCAAAAAUAAUUAAAUUAUUCUUUCAUUCAGAACAUCUGACACAUGACAGACAUUUUAAGUGCUGAGGGGGCUUCAAAGCGCUUUAUCUUAUUGAAAACCAAUGUUUAUAAAUACUGUUCAGACUGUUUGAAUUGGAGAGCGUUGUGUUUAUUUACAAAGGAGUAAUACAAUAGAUAUAUGUGAAAUGGAUUUAAAUAGCACACAUAACCCAAGUUAUUGGUUCGUCAUAAGAGAAGAUCAAAGCAAUGUCAUAUUCAGCAGCAAUAAUUUUACAAUACAAAACCAACAAAUUUCAGGACAAGAGGCAAGAUAUAUUGUUGACUCAGCGGAAAACAGGCAGUAUAUCGAAAUUGAUGAUGCUCCAGUAAUAGUUCAAGAAACCACAGAAACUUUUGAUAAAGAUCCACUUAGAAGUAAGGAUGAAGAUAACUUUUGGGACAGAAAUAAAGUAAAAACACUUCUUAAUUUAUGUUUAGAGAACAGGUUUAAAAAUUCACUCAAAGAUAAGUCUCUAUGGCAAGAAAUUGCUAAACAUCUAGGAACCACUGUUGAUGAGUGUAAUAAAAAAUAUAGGAAUCUUCGAAGAACAUACAUAAGAUUACUAAAAAAGAAAAGAUUAGGGAAAGAAAUCAAAUGGGUUCAUUAUAAUAUUUGUGAAGAAGUAUUUAAGGAGUGUAAAACUCUUCCUCCAUCAGUAUUGGAACCAUGGGAAGAUUAUAAAAUACGGAAGCUGCUUAGCUUAUACAUUGAAAAUCUACAUAAAUUUAGAAGUCCAGACUGUUUGCAAAAGGAUGUGUGGAAAGAAAUAGCAACUCAAAUGGGAACUACAGAGUAUAAUUGUUACCAUAAGUUCAAGAACUUGAAAAGAGCUUACUUGAACUGGUUGGAGAGAAGUCGCGAAACUGGGAAGCCUAUAAAAUGGCAAUACCAUCAAUACUUUGAAAGAAUAUUUUAUAACUAUAGUCCUACAUUAGGUCCCUGGGAUAGAAACAAAACACGAUUACUAAUGGAUGCAUAUGUUCAGAUAGCAGAUAAAUUCAAAAAUCCAAGAAUACAAAAGAAAGAACUUUGGAAAGAAAUAGCCACUGUAGUAGGCGAAAGUGCUAGUGACUGUGACAAAAAAUUUCGAAACCUUAAACAAACAUAUAUUCGGCUUAAAAUGAAGGCAG
Messenger RNA from Manduca sexta (tobacco hornworm), 1217 nucleotides. RefSeq lists its product as uncharacterized. Lineage: Eukaryota; Metazoa; Arthropoda; Insecta; Lepidoptera; Sphingidae. Gene Ontology annotation, biological process: regulation of transcription by RNA polymerase II. The record is from RefSeq and is a predicted model, not a curated record. Gene Ontology annotation, cellular component: nucleus; transcription regulator complex.